GUUCGCGACGUGUGGAAAAGCAGGUCAGCGGUUUGGCUGGCGCUUCAGUCCCCUCGUUGUUAGGGGGUGCAUCCACGAGCGACGGGUGGGACUGGGCGGGCGUUAUGGGAGUGUGUAGACGAUGCAUAUGCUGGCUUGACUAUCGUGAUUUGAGAAGUGAGUGACACCACAUGAACGGCGGCCCUACUUUGCUCAUCAUCAUACAUCCAGCGCAUAACGUGUGUAUUUCCGAUUGCGCGUCUUCACUUUCGCUUACGCCUCUCGUCUAGCUUUCAGGCGGCUUCAACGACCCACAGCUCACGGAGGCGGUCCGCAUCGUGCCAAUGCGCCUCCGCGUCGUAUCCUACUCGCCCUCGCCAUCACAGCAUGCCGCAACCAACCGACCAUCCACAUCGCGGGCGAGACAUCGGGCUUGGCGAUGACUGGGCAGCCGUGCAAGCUUAAGGGCGCCGUGCGCGCGCUCGCGGAUGGCAGCAUCCGGUGGACGAUCAUCACUGGCCAACACGACGGCGACCCGGACGAGUGGACGAGCGAGAGCGUGCAGAUUGGGGGAGUGACGUCUGCGUCGAUGGGCGUGCUGGGCAUCUGGACGGGCGCGCAGCACGAGAAAUCGGAUCCCCUAGGU
This is a messenger RNA of Laetiporus sulphureus 93-53, 625 nucleotides long. RefSeq lists its product as uncharacterized. The annotation marks the transcript as partial. The record is from RefSeq and is a predicted model, not a curated record. NCBI's taxonomy places the organism in Eukaryota, Fungi, Basidiomycota, Agaricomycetes, Polyporales, Laetiporaceae. The transcript has 3 exons.